This is a messenger RNA of Dinoponera quadriceps, 3058 nucleotides long. Its product is annotated as NCK-interacting protein with SH3 domain. The transcript has 9 exons. The record is from RefSeq and is a predicted model, not a curated record. Gene Ontology annotation, biological process: endocytosis. NCBI's taxonomy places the organism in Eukaryota, Metazoa, Arthropoda, Insecta, Hymenoptera, Formicidae. Bases 368 to 2374 code for a protein of 668 amino acids. Gene Ontology annotation, molecular function: protein binding; Arp2/3 complex binding.
GUAAAAGUAAUAAAAGGUAAAAGCCGAACGAGAUGAUGCAUUACGAUCGAUAUUCCUACGAAUUUGUAACACGAACGAGUGAAUGGGUGUAGUAGUUCGAUUCGUGCUGCUUUCGCUGUCGUACUAAGCGCAAUCUAUGUGCGAUAGAACAACACAAUGAUAGUGAUAUAGACAGAGAGAGAGAGAGAGAGAGAGGACUCAGUCCAAUCGGGGCAAAAAGCGUGAUUGCGGUUAAUAAGGGAAAAAAAGCAAGUAGGAGGAAAAUAAGGUGCCUGGACGUAAAUGAAAGUAAGUAGUUCCCCAACGUGUUCCUGUUUUCAACUGGGCGUUGUCCUCGUGAAACAGUCGCAUUUCACUCUCGUUUCCAAUGAUGGACGACAACUGUGCAAGGUUAAGUGAGUUCGACAGCUACGAGAUGGUUAAAGCCUUGUAUGACUUCAAGGCCACAUUCGCCAAGACCCUCAGCUUCCGGGAUGGUGAAUAUUUUAUUUUGCUGCAGCGCAAUAUCAAGCAGAAAAACUGGUGGCAAGUUGUAAAUAGAGGCGGCCAUCUGGGCUACAUACCGUCAAAUUAUGUUACUCCUGUGAAGGUGCAGUCUCAGUUCAUGAUUGACUUCCUGGAGGACUGUAUAAUAACUCUGGAGACAGAGCUCAGUAAACAUAGCGACUUGCUACACACAGACAAGCAAGAUCUUCUAGCAAAACUGGUAGAAAGGAAAAGGCAAGUUGAAUUAAAUAGAAAACCUAAGAAGCAAGCGCCUAAACCACCACCGGAUUUAGAAGACAGCAUUACAUCCAAAGAAACACAAUCAAUCGGUGCCUGCGACAGUACCGAGACAGAUGUUAGAUCAGCGCCAAGUAAUACAUCUUACGUAACAGCACAAACUACCUUUCAUACUAACACGAAUACAAAUACCGUUCAAACAAUCGCACAAUGUCAACAACCAAGUGGAAGUGAACAUUGCUUACAAACGUUUCCUCGUCAGUCAUCCUCCGACACUGUGCAGAAAGUUCAGUCACAGGUCGCGGAAAUACGUAAGAGCUCUUCCCAAGGUAGCAUACAGAAUAUAUGCAGCAGCUCGCCAGUGAAGAGCAACUCGCCUGCUAAAAGCAGCUCGUCAGCUAAGAGCAACUUAUCGUUACAAGCCAUCAAUUCACGAAGCGCUUACCAACUGCUCGAUCAAGUACGCAAAAAUACUCAGCUUAGUUAUGAAAUGUCGAAGGUAGCAGUUACAGUCGUAGUAUCUGGCCUGCGGCAGUUGAUGCCAGAAACUGUAAGUCACUAUUUCGAUGCUUUGCUGCAUCAGCUACAAACACCACUGAACGUAUCAAAGAUGAGUAUAGAAGAAACUUACGAUGCUAAUAGGUUGAAAAUAAUUUUUACCGAAUUGACCUCAUGCAAAGAAGAUUCACAGCAAAGAAGUUGGAUGCUUUAUGAAGACGAAUCCAUCAUCGUGGAAUAUAUCAAAGAAUUGACCGAAAUAUUGACGAAUGCCGACGCAAAUGUGUCGAGAUACGUUUUGAGGCAAGAUCGUUACAAUGGAGUGACAAUAUUGAUACAAUAUUAUCAGAUGGAAACGAGAUGGACCAUCAGACAAUUGUUGUUGCAAUCGUUCGGUGUUAUGUGCAGUUUGGAUCCAGUGGUUCUAACUAUAAUGUUAAAUAGCAUUUUACCGAUGGAAUUAGCAAGAGAUAUGCAGAGUAAUCCCAGGAACGUACUGAGAUUGAAUUAUUCAUCUUUGCUACUUACAAUGAUCUUCUCGAUGGGCGAGCCUAUGCCAGUUACACAUUUGGAACAACUUGGUCCAGACUUCAUAUCGUUCCUCUUGGACCUAAUAGAAACACCACCCGAUACAGAUUUAGAGGAUCAAAUUCCAGACCUGUUCGUAAAUUUAAUAUUAUCCUACAAUCUGCAAUUUACAACAUCUGAAAAUAUAGUUCUAAAUGCCUUACGAGAGCGGACUGUGGCCAAAACAUUCACUGAAAAAAUUUUAUUCCUUUUUAACAGAGAAGAGGAUCCGGUACGGAUAUUCGAUCACGAGCCACCGCCACCGCACUCUGUGUUGAAACUCUUUAUCGACCUAUUUAGUAACGACGUUAUAGCAAGCCUCUUCUACACCAAUGAUGUGAAAGUUCUUAUUGACAUUAUACUACGGCAGCUUUUCGAUAUGUUCCCUGGUGAUAAGCGUCGACAAUACUUAGAGCUCUGCCGUCGAGUUCUGCGUACGUCGAGUUAUAACGAGCACCGCCAUCGGUCGGAAGACCUCUUAAAAUGUUUUACCAGGAUAUUCUGCGAAGAAACGACAGAAAGCCAGGAGGAUCAACAAGUAGUACGCGAAAUUAGCAACGAAUUUCCACAUUUGUUCAAAAUGUGACAUUUAAUUUCAUCCUCUGAUCAAGAUUUGGAAGAGGAUGAUCUGCAAACUCUCGUCUAAAUAAAUCCCGAAAACUUGUCGGAGAUAAAGAAGAAUCAAAUUUGCGACGAACUUGGUUAAAUUUUAUGGCUUGUUCCUUUGCUAUCUUCUACUAUAUUCAGUAAGAGGAAUAGUAAAACGCAGACUGUUUGCAGAAUAUUUAACGAUAUAAUAUAUUUUAUGACUGCCAUAAGUAUUUUUAUUUGGUUGGUGCUACAUCAAUCGUAGAUAGGUAAAAUUGUAAUUGUUUAAUAUUUGAAAAGCAUAUAGAAAAUAAGAAACAAGUCCUUUCCAUUCUUAUCAUGAGGACCAUUGAUAUCUAAAAGCAUUCCAACAUUCUAAUAACUAAAUUAUAUACCUUUUAGUAGUCUAAUUAAUCAUUCUGUAAUAGAUAAUUAUAAAUGGGGUAAUUUAUAUAUAUAUAUAUAAUAUAUAUAGAAAUAAAAUUGAAUAUAAACAUAUAGAGCUGAAUAUACGCAUCUCUACGAAUAUUGUUAAAAAAAGAUGGAGAAAUAUUAAUUAAAAUUGUAAUAUUAUUUCUCUAUAGUCUAGUCCACAUCUAUGUAUGUCCGAAAAAUAUUCUAAGUCAUAGAAAUUAAAUUCUAGCUUGUACCUUCCUUUUCAGAGAGAUAUAAAUACUUUUAC